CACUAUCUCGAAUUCGCCAAGGUGGGGCUCGACAUGUCACACGAUUGUUCGACUUGAUUACGAUUACAGUGAUCCCGUGUCGUUCCCCCAAAAAGCUGGGGCCCUGCGCGUAUCCUGGUGUAUGGCUUCCUGGCCCCAUUUCAUUACAAUCUCAGUGUGUAAACGCUAGAACUCAUGAUUGGCUCGUUCUGGAACUUGUGCCGUGCUUGCCCCUCGAUGCCUGUCGAUAAGCUUCACUCCGAAUAUAGGAGCACCUAUCGAUGGCACGAAUAUACGGGGCCAAGACAAGAAGUUGUUAGGAGACCUCCCCAAACGAAUGUUACAGAAAAAAGCAACGAUAUUAGUGCAGUAAGAAACAAUGAAGAAGAUUCUUAUUCUACUGAAGCAGGACAUAAGCCGGAACCUGCAAUGCCUAGAAGAAAAAAGUAUCCCGAUUUAGCAUAUCGGCAUCAUGAGUUCAUAGUAAGUGAUGGAACUAAUGAUUUUGAUAGUGCAGAUAGAGCUAGGUCGGAAGAACGAAAUGGGUUAGAAUGGAAAUCCUCGAGACGUAGCAAGUCGGAAGGGCCUGCACGGAAUGCCGUUCACGUGGACGGGAGUGCUGAACGAGAACGGGAACGGCGAAGGGAAUCUGAUCCUGAUAUGGAAAACAUGAACACGGGAAAAGACGGGAGUCUUUUAAGAAAAGCUAUUUCAAAAUUAAGUACUGAAUAUAGACUGCAAUUUGCUUGGCCUCAGGGACACACUUCUCGACGAGAAGCGGCCGGCUUCACUCCUCGCAAGAGCCACUCCAUGGGAGCUUUGAAGGCACGAGCUCAAGCCAACGCCAUGGUUCACAAGAACCGCAUCCACUUGGAAAACAAAGACGCAAGCGAACUAGAACCAUUGGUGGACGAAGGAAAUAAUCGAGAUAAGUGCCGAGAAAGUUUCCAUUCCGAAUAUAAAAAGAAUUAUAGACCGUUUUCUCAAUACGAAUACACCGAAAGAGGAUUCUCAUCAAAAAGAGUUGAUCCAAUAGAAGAAGUUCAAAAACAUCUCGAAAGCGACAAAAACUCAUCCUGGUAUCGAGAAGUAGUUGAACUUCGCAAAAAGGCAGGAGAAUAUAAGCACCGUGAAUGGGGUAGUGAUUUAGCCCCCGAACGACUCACCGACAUAUACAAUAAACAGAUAGAACUGUGGGAUCAAGUUUCUAGAAGAAGUUCGUUAUCAGCUUUAUCGUUAGCCUCAAUGACUCAUAAAAAUUACACGAAAGAAGAAAAAGAUGAUGACAAUAAUAGGAAGAGCUCUCCCACUAAGGCUUAUAGAAACGCUGAAAAUUCUGUUAGAAUGAUCAGAGAUAUUAUACGACACCACCUUGAAAGAACCACUGGAGGAUCAGAAAUGGACGGACUAAUAUUAUCGCCGACUAGAGAAAAAUUAGAGCCCACAAUACCGAGAAAGGACGAUGAUUCUAGAGGAUCGCAAAAGAAUAGCCCAAAGAAGAGUUCUCCAAUGAAGUCUUCGUCGUUAAAGAGGACUAAUCAAAAAGCUAAACAAGGUGGGCCAAAGAAACUUCGGUCGCAGUCAGUAGGACCAACAACCGAAUCCAGUGUAGAAAAAAGAUCGCCUAAGCGCCAAUCUAGAUCAACUACAGCAAAAGAAGGCCGAAAAUCUUCAAGUGAAACUCCAUCUAAUAAAAGACCAAGACCUUCAUCCCUCAACACUGUUUCAUCCCGAUCUAAAUCCACUUCGGUAGUAACAAAACACGAAGAUGAUAGAUUGGCCAAACCAUUGCAAAACCAAAAAACUAUAGAUUCAUCUAAGCAAAUUCAAAAAGUAUCGACUAAAGAUAGAAAAGGAGUUGAUGAAGCCGAUGAAACUAAAACUGAUGCUGUGGAAAAUAAAGAUACCUCCACCAAUGAAGAGUACGACAGUUUAACAUACGAACCUGUCAUCAAAUCGCCUCCGGAGCCUACAAGAGUCAAGUCACCUGAGCAGAUUAUAAUGCGUUCCCCUGAUCCAGUAAAUUGGACAGUGCCUUUGGAUACCGGAAAAACUUUUACAGUAACACAAAACGUUCGAGAAGGAGACUUAGGAAGUAGACCCCACAGUGAAGUGAAAGUCUGGACUCCACCAGACAUACCUCCACCCGUGGCCCAAUCAGCUCCACCAACACUUAUCGAACAGUCUAAAGAGCCGGCAGGCUUGUCUUAAUAUGAUCUGAGUUCUGCUUGUAAAAUUUGAUUUGAUUACAUUGCUUUAGGUAUUGAUUUUUCAGCGGAAGCAAGAACUCAGGCGCAGGCAAGACCAUUCCAUCACAGUUGUUCCCCAUUGUAGUUCAGAAAAACCUACGCCGAUGACCGGAAGAUAUGGAAUUACUUCUCAGAUUUUCAGAAUCAUCAAUACAUGAAGACUUGAUACUCCAACAAAGUAGUAGGGCAGAAUUUUCGAUACCUAUCAAUCUAUUAACGUUUUUCUUUUUGAGUAAAAUCGUGCUACAUCUUUAUAAAAGACCAAAUUUUUGUAUGAAAAUGUAACAUGGUAUUUAUAUUAGUCGAGGCGCGGCGGUUUCUCUUUGUUUCUCAGUGUUAUUACGAACUUAUAAGUUAUAGGAUGACCAAUUUUCAUGUUACAAAAAUAUUCCACUUUUGUAUACUGUUGAAAUGUAGGUCUUCCUUACGGAUUUUAAAUGUUUUCCAGUUGGAUCUAGUUCACAAAAUAGGUGUUAGAAAAUAUAUAUUUUGAAACAUGAUAUCAAGUUCCUAUUUAUUUUGCAAAGGGUUCAUAUAAAUGUGUAUGCAUCAACAAUUACAUUACAGAUAUUUCAUUGAACAUACUACAGAGAAUUUUUGAUAAUUUUUAUUCAGUUUUUUUUAAAAAAGUAGCGUAGCCAGGAUUUUGAAAUGGGGAGAGUGGGUUUACCAGAGAUUUUGGGCUCUUCCUACUCUCAGAGUCGGUAAAAAAAAGGAAUAAUGGUUUUAAAUUAAUACCAAAAGACUGUUUCACUAUAAGUAUUUAUUUUCAUUACAUCAUAACAGGAACAUUUUUGCAAGUUAAAAUCACUUGUUUUCUCUCCAUUCUAUGUGGUUUUAAAGAAAACUCAUCCAGCACAUCAGUUGGUGUGGUAACAAUCUCACAAUGGACAUUGAGCAAAGCCAGACCAUUUAAACCUGUCUCACUUGUGUUUCUGAGGUAGGAUUUCGGUCUUCUUAAUGUCGAAAAAAACCUUUCACUUGUAGCAGUCGUUACUGGCACCGUGGCAAAUAUUUUCAGUAAAUUGUGAUAGAGUAUACUGAUAGAGUAGUUUUGUCGCACAUAUACCUUACCGAAAUUUCAUCUAAUGCAGCAUUCUCACUGCAAUCGAUAUCUGUGGCAUACUUGGCAACCAAUUGUUUCACUUCCUUCUCGUCCUCUUCAGAUAAUGUCAAUUUAUCUUUUGUUGGGAAUAGGUAUUGAAAAUAUUUCAAAAUGCCUUUGUGUUCAAUGAAACGAGAUUUCAGUUUUUGGAUGAAUCCAUCCGAGAAUGGUAUGAAUACUGCUAUUCUGUAAUAAACCUAAAAGUUUGUAGACCCGCUAGACGUGGGAUACGCAAUUCAGCGUUUGCCUGUACUUGCUCAUAUAUUUUUUUGAAUUCGUCUUCUGAAUGAUCUCUCAGGGUCAAUAGUCUGUCUUCAACUACAAAAGCGUAUCCCAUUGCCUUUACCAAGUCCAAAUGUUCUAAAUGCAAAAAUCGGCUCAAGGGUGCAAGGAUACUAAAUAUUGAACUGAUACAGUGAACUCUGAGCUUUGAAUUGAGCAUAGCAGUAGAUUAGUAUUAGAGGCAGCUUCACGAUCAAGUCAUUGGUUCCGUUUUUUCUCUAACGGAUUAACAAACACCAAACAAAAUCUAUGACAAAUACAAUGCAGUAAACGGAAACGCUUAGGAGAAGUCAGUGAACUAUAAGUGUUUUAAACUACUGACACUGUCACUCUUAGCUUAAGGCGUCGUUAAAGGUUGUGUGACUGGCCAAAUUGUAUAGAAGAUUUAUAGUAAACAUUCAAUUUAUGAUUUUUUCUAGCAAUAACACUAAUUUGUAUUCUACGUCCUGUAACCGAUAUUAUUGACAUAUUUAUUUACUUUAUUACUCGAUUUUGGGGCCUUUUUUACCGGCUCAAGGGGGGCGUUGUAAUCCGGAAAACCCCCCCGUGACUAUGCCAAUGGUUUUUUAAAAUGUGAAUAAACAAAGAUCUAUCACCGCAUCGCGUCGUGGAGCGAUCGCGUGUGUCUUUGCCUUAAUAACGCAAUUAAUUUUCAUUAAAUGGUAAGUAAAUUCAUUCUAAAAAAAACAUAAAUCAAGAAGAAAUCAUCGAUUUUAUUUAAAACUGUUUAUUUAAUGAUUAUUUGAAUCCUUUGCAAAAUAUAUUUUUCUACUGUAUUAAUAUAAAAAGCUUUUGAGCGUCACAUUUACAAGGCGUUAAGGCUGUUUUAUCUUAGUAACGUUGAAAAAAUCAGAAUAUUAAUUAAUACAAAAUGUGUACCAGUUUCUAAAUGGAAUCCAUUCAAGGAUUGAAAUAAAAAUAAAUUAUUACGAACUUUUUGGUUAAUAAUCCGUGCAUGAAAUUUUAUUUGGGUGCGUAAGAGAACCAACCUAGCGCCUAGAGUAUAUUUAAAAUUUUUGCUGUCUUUAUUUAGCCAAUUAAAGCUCAGCUUAACCUUUGUAAUAAUAUAGUAGUUCAGUAUAUUUAGGGAUAUGAGUGUAUAAGAAUACAUUAUAAUCAAAUUAAUAUCUUCUAUAUCUCGUUUUUACCAUAAUAGUCCUAGUAUGUUUUCAGAUUAAACAUGAAAUUAAAUAAAUAGCAUUAAUCUAUACUGUAACCGCAAUUCUAUAUAUUUGUGUAAGCCUCAAUAAAUCACUACUUAAUCCUCAAAAAAUUCACAAUCUACUAGGGGAAUUGGUGAAAUUUUUUGAAGUUCGUUUUGCUAAGAGCUACUUUGUGUAAAUUUAGCUAGUUUUAUACCUAAUGAUGUUAUUGGGUAAUUUCUUUUCUAAAUAUACUGGUCUACAAAUGCUUAACAUUUGUUCCUUGCGUCCAACAGUCAAAAACCGAAUCCGUCAAUAAAAUCGCAGGAAUCUUUGGUUCUUCUUUUUCUUAGUCAGAUCUAUGCGAGUACCUUAAAAAACAUUCGAACACUAGUUCACAUUAAAUCUAACAAAAUGAGGCUGAUUAUUACUUUAAAAUACAACAUUACUGAUCGUGAGAUAUUGAAAAGCCUGUGAUUCAAUUCGCGUCCAUUAAAAUUUAAAACCUAUCUAAUUGAAAACUAAAAAAUUUUUAUAAAAUAUACGAUAAUAAUUAUUUACAAUAACAAUAUUUUAAAGAAGCUGAUUAAUUGCAAACUUUUGAUAUAAAUUCUAUUAAUCUGACAGCGGUUUUUUCCAUAUUUCAACAAUUUUUCAUUAAAUAGUUGGGUCCAUCUUUUAUAUUGUUAUUAUUAUAAUAAAAAAAAAUAUGAUCCAUCUUACUUCAACUGUCCUCAUGCUAUUUUAAGUGCUACAAUUAAAGAAAGGCGUUAACUGGGAAUGGUUAGAAGAAUACACUGAGAAAAGUUUCCUUGGCAUACUUCACGCAUGCCUUCUAGGCCCAUAGCAUAGAAGUGAUUCCCUUUCACUCUUUCCUUUUUUUUGCUUUCUUUUUCCAGUCCUGAAUUCCUCCCUCUCUCUCUCUCGCUCUCUUAGGUCCUCCAUCAUCUCUGCGUACCAUCUUUUCCUUGGUCCUCAUUUUUUUCUUAUUCGUUCUUGUUCUAUGUCCAUCAUUUUUUUUGUUGCUCUAAAAUCUGGUAUUCUCUAUAUGUGACCCAGCCCCUCUAUUAUUUUGCUUCUCCAAAUAGAUUCCUUAUUUCAUUAUUUGUUCUCCUCAGCCAUAAAUCUCACUCCUUUUCACCUACUAGUAUUUUUCUUUCCCAUAUAACUUCUCUGGUUUUGGAGAUAAUUUUGGAUCUUUUUAUCGCAUUCAGCGCUCCCAACUGUUUACUUUUCCUCGUCAUCCUCGCUUCCAGAUUUCCUCCCUCGUCACCGUCGUCCAUGAUAACCCCCCCAAGACAUAACUUUGAACUUGUUCUAAGCCCUUUCUUCGUUCAGUUGUAUUGACAAAACUUCUAUACAUACACUGCGAUAAAAUGUGCAUUUAAUAAAUUUUUUCUGGACAUUAUUUAAUUAGGAAAAUAUUAAUUUUUGUGUGGCGAUUAACUUCCUCUCGCAGUGUAUUUUCUUGUACUUCAGUCAAAUGAUGAAGUUGCUGUUUCUAUGUGUGUGUGUGUGUGUGUGUGUGUGUGUGUGUGUGUGUGUGUGUGUGUGUGUGUGUGUGUGUGUGUGUGUGUGUGUGUGUGUGUGUGUGUGUGUGUGAAGUUAUUAUGGGUUCCCAAGCUACUUUGAAGUUUUCAAUCUAAUCAUCCAUUAAUCGAAAUUUAUAUCCGUCGAUUUAUAUGAUUGUGGUGAAUUAUUAAUUCUUGAAAAUAAACUGUUUUCGAAUACAAAAAGUUUUAUCAAACUAUGGUUCCUAGCUUUUAGGUUAGAAGUAGAGAUGGGAAUACCGCUUGUGUAGAAUUACCAAAAUGUUUACUCAUGACAUGCAAUUUAAAAAUGAAAAAUACCAUUGUUCCUUUCCUUAUACUUAAAACUACCGUGACGAAAUAGCUCUACCAAAAUAUCGAUCCAUCUCUAAUAGAUGUAUAUUAUUUGAUACAUUUCAUAUAAAUAAUUAUACGCAUAUAAAAGUAUUAAAGUUUUUAGAAAUCUCAUUUGUUUUUAAUAAAACUUAACUUUAACUAAGUAAAACAAACCACAUGUUCCGUAAAUUAUCUUAAAAUAAUAAUAAAAGUGAUUAUAAAAGUACGAGAGAUGUUUACAAGUGUUUAAAUACAGGGUGUUUCUAUAUUCGACCGACAAUGUUCUACCACAGAGAGAUCUCAAUAAAUGAUUCAUUUUGAUAUAGGAAUACGAACUCUUACGGGACCUAAUUGCUGAGAUUUAUGGUGUUCAAAAUUUUAAGUCAAAAUCAAAAAUUUGCCAUAAAUAAAGAACACCUUUAAAGUAAUAUUUUGACAUGAACAAAGUUUGGAAAAAUUUAACCAGUGGCCUUUCAGUCAGGGUUAGUUGCCACUUUUAUCCCCCUAUUUUCAACACCACGUGCAAAUUUUUAAUUUUGAUUUAAAAUUUUGAACACCCUAUAUCUCAACAACUAGGUCCUGUAAGGUUUGUAUUUCCUAUAUCAAAAUGAAUUAUUUAAUGAGAUCUCUCUAUGGUAGAGCGUUGUCGAUCGAAUUUAGAAACAUCCUGUAUAUCAGUGUAAUUUUCACUUGAAAAUGUAAAAUGACACAAUUGUUAAUUUGCUCGUCCAAAUAUUUCAUUUUAAUACAAAUUAAUUUCAAUUUAAAUACCUAUACCUAGUUAGUUAUUAUUAGGUAUUAGUGUUUGAAUGUUUUUGAAGGUUAUUUCCAGCUCUGUCCUUAGCCAACGCCACACCUAACGUCCCAUUUUUACAAAAAAAAAUGUGAUCUCUUAACCAGUACAUUCACGUUUCUGCUAACAAAAAAUUUAAACAUUGUGGUAUAUAUUCAUAUUAUAUUUUUUGUAGAUGCGUUUGCUUGCAAAUUUUAAUUCUUUUAGUGUACAUCGAACGCACUUGUGUAUUAUUUUACUAAAUCGGAAGUAAAGAGUUAUAUAAAGAUUCUGUUAAAA
Messenger RNA from Diorhabda carinulata, 7694 nucleotides. Its product is annotated as proteoglycan 4. The record is from RefSeq and is a predicted model, not a curated record. Gene Ontology annotation, molecular function: microtubule binding. The transcript has 13 exons. The coding region runs from base 175 to 2190 and encodes 671 amino acids. Gene Ontology annotation, biological process: negative regulation of centriole replication. NCBI's taxonomy places the organism in Eukaryota, Metazoa, Arthropoda, Insecta, Coleoptera, Chrysomelidae.